Molecule: messenger RNA, 642 nt
Organism: Penicillium vulpinum
Lineage: Eukaryota; Fungi; Ascomycota; Eurotiomycetes; Eurotiales; Aspergillaceae
Product: frataxin family protein
Exons: 2
Coding region: 1-642 (213 amino acids)
Biological process (GO): iron incorporation into metallo-sulfur cluster; intracellular iron ion homeostasis
Cellular component (GO): mitochondrion
Molecular function (GO): ferrous iron binding; ferric iron binding; ferroxidase activity
Source: RefSeq, a predicted model, not a curated record
AUGCUCUCUCGCACAGCCCCCCGAGCUCUGCUCGCCUCCGUGCGCCCAUCCAUCCGCACAACAACACCCCCCACUUCCACUCUCCUUCCACGGGUCCGCGCCAUUCGCCCCAGCUCCGCCUCACAGUUCACCCGCUCCUUUCAGUCCUCCCCGGUAAUCGGCAAAGGCAUUCACCCAGAAUCAGCAGACCCUCCAGCCCCAAACCCGCAGUCGGGUUCUGUUGCCGGAGCCGCUUCUCAUGUCACCGAGCCCUCGCCGUUGACGCCGGAGGACUACUACGAGUACUCGGAACAUUAUUUCAAUGUGCUGCAAAGCCACUUGGAGCGGGCACAGGAGGAGGGCUCGGAAGUUGAGGCUGAAUAUAGUGCUGGUGUUCUGAACAUCUCCGUUCCCGCAAUCGGCACCUAUGUACUCAACAAGCAACCACCCAACAAGCAGAUCUGGCUCAGCUCGCCCAUCUCCGGGCCGAAGCGGUACGACUGGAUUGUUGAGGGUGAUUAUAUGCAUGAGAAGCAGGAUUCGCGGCCUUUCGUCAACGGACAGUGGAUCUACCUGCGCGAUGGUUCUAAUCUGACCGAGUUGUUGAACUCUGAGUUGACAUUGCGUUUGCCCAAGGAUGUCUACGGCGAGGUCGUUGAGUAA